Cololabis saira (Pacific saury) is the source of this 2962-nucleotide messenger RNA. RefSeq names its product protein shisa-2. The record is from RefSeq and is a predicted model, not a curated record. The transcript is spliced from 2 exons. Lineage: Eukaryota; Metazoa; Chordata; Actinopteri; Beloniformes; Belonidae. Bases 639 to 1508 code for a protein of 289 amino acids.
UUGGACAGACUCUGCGCUCUGCAGUUUAAUUGGACCACAACAACACACACUUGGCUGCUUGACUUCUGACGCGCAACAAUGCAGACCAGGCCAAAAAAGUCUGAAACGUUAUCUUUGCGCACGGGAGUGGCGGUGAAACAGGUCAGGAGUGACCGCAGCUGUGUGUCCAUGGAUCAGACUACAUGUGCUGGCUUCCCUGCGUCCCUGCGGAAAGUCAUUUGAAGACCUGGGAGUGGACUCGGGACAGCUGCGCUGAGGUGCCAAAGGAAAUCCAUUAGUCUUUUCUUGGAUUUACCAGAGCCCCGAAGGUUUCCAAAGUGGAAUAUCUGUUAAGCUUAAUAGUAUUUUUGUGACAGCUUCACUUUCAGUAGCAUCGGCUUUGUGUUUUUUUUGGAAAACCAGGAUAAGCAACCACAUUACGGAGUCGCGUUUGGAGAGGUUGGAUCUGAAUUACGCACGGGAUUUCUCUAACAAAUGACUCUAAGUAGUUUGCGGCUUUUCACUUCACCCUCUCACCUCCCCUCACCGCACCGCUCUGAGCUUUUAUCACCCGGUUUUACCAGGUUCCACGUGGUGCGUAAAAGUCCUCCCGUCUCUCCCAGCGCGCCAGCGUGCGUCCGCGGCUCACCUGGCCGACGAUGCGGGGUGGAGGUUUCCCGAUGUGCGUCUCCGUGGUGGCGACGCUGCUCCUGGUUAUUAUUGACGUGAAGGCCAGCGGGGAGUACUGCCACGGCUGGCGAGACCCCCAGGGAGUCUGGAAAGAAGGCUUCCAGUGCCCGGAGAAAAUCGACGCGGAGGACGCGAUAAUCUGCUGCGGGAAGUGCGAGCUGCGCUACUGCUGCUCCAGCACGGACGCGCGGCUGGACCAGGGCAGCUGCGAGGACGACCGACAAGCGCAGGAUCCCGGGAAAGAUAGCAAAGACAAGAAGGACUCUCGUGCAGUGCCAAUCUAUGUGCCAUUCCUGAUCGUGGGUUCUCUAUUCGUGGCCUUCAUCCUGGUGGGCUCUGUGGUUGCCGUGUGCUGCUGCCGCUGCCUCCGUCCCAAGCAGGAACUGUCAUCAUCAGGAACCACGGGAGGUGGCGCCACCAGCGGGCGCCUCUUGGAGACCAUCCCCAUGAUGGCCAGCACCUCCAGGGGUUCCUCGUCCCGACAGUCCAGCACGGCCACGUCAUCCAGCUCCUCCGCUCCACCCGCCGUGCCUCGGACUGUGCCGGCUCCCCUCAUGCGGGCCCAGGCCUCCUGCUGCGUGCCGCCCGACGCCAGCGUCUUUGUCAACAUGCCCACCAACUUCUCUGUCCUCAACUGCCAGCAGGCCACCCAAAUCAUGUCUCACCAGGGACAGUUCUUGCACCCGCAGUACAUAGGCUACGCCCACCCCGUGUCCCCUACCCCGACUUUUAUGGACCCCACACAGGGAGGAUAUAGACCUCUCCAGUCCCCCUGCCCUCCUCCCACGGGUGGCUCCAGUGUUACCAGUGACCAGAAAUACCCUCCAGUGACAGUGUGAUGAGAGGACCAGCCUGCAGACUACACUACCACUUUGUUUCAAAGACUAACCAUUGAAGUUUAACCUGUGGGGCCGCCAGCAGAGACCUUAAGGCACUCUGCAAGAGUGGGAGGAAGGAAAAAAAAAAAAAAAAGGCAGAGUCAGACCGUCAUGAGGGACUCAUAAAGCUGAUACUGAUGGUGGGGCCUGGCCCGUUAUUGUGUGUGAUGUGUGCGUCUGUUUCAUGUUUCAUACGAUCUCUUGGUGAGUCACAAGCAUAAAAACAUUUCUCUGCCUUGAUGAAAAGAGAAAACUGCAAGUUGGAGGGUCAACAGCCCAGAUGGGUGCUAAUGCACGGUUUAAUGCCGUUUACAUGUGUUUCAUGGAUGUGUACGCGACAUGUUCUGGCUUAUAUGUUUAAGGGUGAGUGUUGAAUUUAUGUUUCAUUGCAGCGGACUCGAUGAAAACUGGGUAUUCAAGCAAAAACAAAUCUUUCUACAUGCUGUGUUUAUGCCCCGUGCACAUCUGUGCUUGUGACUGAUCAUGAGUAGUUUAUGUAAUUUUGUAUAUUUUUGCUUGUGCUGAAAGUAUGAGGAACAAAAAAAAGCAUGUGGUUAGAUGCUACGGUAGUACUGUACAUGAGCGAGUGUGGGAGAGUGCGUGAAGUGUGAAGGGACGUGGUGUUAUGAGUAACUGUGAGUGAGCUGUGUGUAAUGGGAAAUGCAGGUGGCGUGAGGUGAAAGGCAGUUGCAAUCUCCCAGAAGGCCAUUUAAACUCAAAUGAAGUGAACACGGGACACAGACUGUGACGCUCCACCCAGCUAUACAAUCACCCUCCUGGCACCGGGAAAGAGGGGUAGAGAGAGGGGGAAAAAAAGUGUAAAAACACCCAACUGCCGCAGGCGGAAACACACUCUCAGAACCCAAACAUGACAAUAAUCACACAAGCCUGGUGGUUAAUGUUCCUUGGAUGUGUGACACGGGAGUGAGGGCAGGUCUCUGAAGAUUACAGAGUUAAUUAUACAGCAAAACUCCACCAUCCACCCCCCUUCACUCCUCUCCUUUCAGGUGUAUACUUAACUCUGGCACAUUUCAGUGCAUUAGCACCAGCACCUCUGGGUGACCAAUUUGAAGCAUAAGAAAGGUACAGAAGUGGCAGGUAGUAGUUAUUAAUCUGGAAAAUAAGUGGAAACUUGGUUGUAUUUGAGCUGUUUUCCCUCCUGUUGUAUACAUCGAGUCUCAGGAACAUGCACCUGGAUGAACGUGCUGCUCCACUGAGGUGCUGACGCUGGUUAUGUUUGUGCACCUCACCUGUACUUCCAAGCACAACGUUCGUAAAAUGCUGUGGGCAGCUUGUGUGGCACAAAAGGAUGGAUUCAUUUUAUACUGAAUGUGUUUUUUCCCUCUGAUAUACUAUGUGAUGCAAGAGAGAUGUUUUUUUUUCAUAAAAAUUAAAUAUUAAAUACAACUAAAACA